GUCACAUGAUGAUGACGUCACGCACUCGCCCAGACUCCAGUGUGCUGUGUGUGAUGGUGGCGGAAGAACGGUGAGCGUGUCAUGGAGAAAGACUUGGUGCGGCAAUGUCUCAGCUACCACGGCCCCAGCCUGUUGUCCCUGCUGAGGUGUGAGCAGCAUGAACAUGGCGGCUUCAGGCAGCUGCUGGGAGAGCUCUCCAAGUGGCCGCAGUACAGAAAGGAAAGGACUCUUGACAACAUUGAAAUUCAGCAGUUUAUUGCUAGGAAAGCAGACCUUCUCUUUGCUCUUUCGUGGAAAUCAAAUUUUCGGGAAAAUGCAGAAGCGCACGAAUCAUCUGAAGGUUGCUAUGCAGUCAUGUCCCCUUUGGAACAAUUCAUGGAGGUCUCCAGUGGUCAGAAAAGAGAAUUGUUCUUUAGAGACAUUGAACGUGGAGAUGUUGUAAUUGGAAGAAUAGCUUCAAUUCGGGACUUUGGAUUUUUCAUGGUGUUGAUCGCGAUGGGCAGUGGCAUUUUGAGAGCUGUAGAACCAUUAGAAAUAAGUGCAUUGUGUCCUCUUAGAGAUGUGCCUCCUCAAAGUAACCAUGGUGAUCCUUUAUCAUAUUAUCAAAUUGGAGAUCUAAUUCAAGCUGCUGUAAAGGAUAUUGACCGUUACCAUGAAAAGAUUACUCUGUCCUUGCACAAGUCUUCACUCCCAAGUCAUCUGUCUCAUUUAAAGCUUGGAGUUAUAAGCUCUGAAGAUAUGCCAGAAUACUACAAACACAGUACUGCCUUCUCCAGCAGCAAUGAGACUUAUGAAAAGGUCCUGCGGCAAUCUGUGGCAUUUUCCAACCCAUCUACUGUUGAAUUCCUUCUGAGUACUCUUGGAAUUGAUGAGUCUAAGCCACCGUCAUUAAUACGAGGCCUCCAGAGGGAGAAUUUUUCUGAACAAGACUAUGCUCCUUCUUUAAGAAGAAAGCAGUCCUCAUCUUGGGCAUUGAAGUGUGUGAAGACAGGCGUCGAUUACUUUAAGCUGGGUCGUCAUGUUGAUGCUAUGAAUGAAUAUAACAAAGCUUUGGAAAUUGAUCCCAAAAAUGUAGAAGCUUUGGUAGCCCGAGGUGCCUUAUAUGCUACAAAAGGCAGUUUAAAUAAAGCAAUUGAUGAUUUUGAAAUUGCCUUAGAAAACUGCCCAACACAUAAGAAUGCAAGAAAAUACCUUUGCCAAACACUUGUGGAGAGAGGUGGACAGCUGGAAGAGGAGGAUAAACUACUGAAUGCAGAGACUUACUACAACAAAGCUCUGACAAUAGACAAAUCCUUCACGGAGGCUGAGGAGGCACUGAACAAAGUGCGCCAAUGUAUACAGAAAUCUUUGGAAAAAAGAGAGAAACUUGAAGAAAAGGAAGAACAAACUAAAGAAAAUAAAAUAGAAACCAGUGCAGAAAAAUUGCGUAAACUCCUAAAAGAAGAGAAAAGGUACAGAAAGAAGAAACGCAAAAGAUCAUCUUCCUCCUCAAGUACUUCAUCAGAGAGCUCUUCAUCUUCUACUAGUCAUAAAAAAUACAAAAAAAGAAGUAGGAGUAGAAAACAUUCCGUAUCUUCAAGCCACUCACGGAAGCAUUUGAGUGUCUCAAUUCAUGAAGAACAGCUUACCCCACCUGCCCACACGUCAGCCUCUUUUUUUAAACAAGAUUAUCGCCAAAUUUGUGACAAGCAAGAUAGACCUCAAAAAUCCCUGGACUUCAAAACAAGGAAUCGAUCCCUAUCUGUGUCGUCUUUGGAGUUUAUAGAUCCUGCUGGAGGUAGGUCUGAAGAUUCAAGAGAUUCCUACAGUUGUGCAAAAACUCAACCUAGCGUUGGCAAAUCAAAAAGUGCAUGUUCGGCUAGUAAGUAUAGAUCUGGUAGAAGAGAUUCUUCAGACUCUUACAACAGAAGAGCUGAAGGGAGGCACAGAGAUGAUUUUGAAGAUUGUCAGAAAGACCUCAAAAAAAUAUCCAGCUGUAAGUCUUCUGUGCGAGACGAUGGGACCAGUGAAAGAAGGGUUAGUGGUGGUGGUAGGUCACAUGAAGAGUCUCUCCAGGGAAGGGCAAAUACAUCUCAUAACGAAGCCCAAAAUGGUAACAAAGACACCAGUAAGACUUUACCUGGCAAUCUAUUAAAUAUUCUCAACCAGAUUGCUGAGUUUGAGAAGGAAAAAGGUGUUAAGCAAAAAUGUAAAUAAAAUGUUCUUCCUUUGCUAAAAUAGGCCUUAAUUCUGUAAGAGAAAUAUAUUUUAUUGGUUUAUAAUGGGAUAAAUCAGAAGGUUUGUAAUAUGAUAUAUACAUUUUCCAAGAUUAUAAAAUUAUUAUUUUUUUUGCCCAUGACACUGGCCGUACUAUGAUUAUGCCAUAAUUUAUAGUGUUUUGUCUUUGAUAUAUUGCUGUGCACAAGGUGUCUUUAUGUGCACUUAAAUGAAUAAGUUGCAACACAAUCCAGGAGUGAGCUACUGAUGUAUAGGCCACCAGUCAAACAGUCGCUCACUGUGGUCCACUGCUAUUUCGAGCACAUCUGUGCACUUUCUGGUGUCUUCGAACUGCAAAGGUGUGUACCAAAUGGUGCAGUAUCUUGUGUUAUAUAUGUUUUAAUAAACUCUAAAUAAUGUGAGUCCUGUGCUUGUCACUUUAUAUAGUCCUACUGUCAAACAUCUAUGUACAGGUAUUAGAGGACCCCGUUUCCCUACGCCAGCUUCAGCAACCUGAACCUUUGAAUCCCACAGGAAAAGUUUGCUUCAUUUUUUAAUUUUCAAUUGUUAGCACCAAAUUCUGAUUCUUCCGUCAUUAUGGUGUAACAGAAAAAUAGAUUUAUCUGACCAGGCUGACUGUUUGCACUGCUUAGUGAUCCAAUUAUUGGACUUUUAGAUCCAUUCAAGUCUUGUUUGUUUGCCUUAGACAGCAUUGGCAAUCAAACUCGUUGUCUAUUAUAGCCAAUCUGUGCCAAAAUACAGCAGGUUGUGCAUUUCAACAUGUUGGAGCCCCAUCAUUUUAUAUGGCUGUAGUUUGCUUGACUGUGCACUAUACCUGACAUCCUGCUUUGAUACCUUUUCAAUAGGGCUGCACAGUUUUGGGAAAAUGUGCGCUUUCGAUUAGAGGUAAAUAUUGCAAUUUUACUUUGCAAUAUAAUAAACAUAUGACAAUCUUCCCAUUUCACGUCUAUUCCCCAUUUCACAUCUAUUCCCCAUUUCACAUCUCCCCACAUAUUGAAAUUUACAAAAAUCAUUUGUGAUUGUGAUAUUAUGCAGCCUCAUUUUUCAUUGAUUUUGUUUACCUUUACAGAACCUGCAUUGGCAUGAUGUUUACAUGUACAGAGAAUGGUCCUGUAUGUUCUCAACACUGUUACAUGAGAAUACCCCACAAGUUUGGCAGUUUUUAAAAUACUGGCCCCAGCUAUUCUAACACUGCAAUGCUUAAUUCGCUGUUCCUCAUUCUAAUGUGGAUUCACACUAAAACUCGACAGCUAACUGGAUGAUAUGGUAACCAAAACCAUGUACUGGCACUAAGUCUUAGUAGCCCACAGGCCACAUAAAUUAUAAACACUGAACAAAAAGGCCAAAGUGUGGUAU
Molecule: messenger RNA, 3573 nt
Organism: Hyla sarda
Lineage: Eukaryota; Metazoa; Chordata; Amphibia; Anura; Hylidae
Gene: TTC14
Product: tetratricopeptide repeat domain 14
Exons: 12
Coding region: 82-2196 (704 amino acids)
Molecular function (GO): nucleic acid binding; protein binding
Source: RefSeq, a predicted model, not a curated record